This is a messenger RNA of Lindgomyces ingoldianus, 384 nucleotides long. RefSeq lists its product as uncharacterized. The coding region runs from base 1 to 384 and encodes 127 amino acids. The record is from RefSeq and is a predicted model, not a curated record. The transcript has a single exon. NCBI's taxonomy places the organism in Eukaryota, Fungi, Ascomycota, Dothideomycetes, Pleosporales, Lindgomycetaceae.
AUGGUCUCUCCCACCCGCACCAACCGCUUCCAGUCCUUCUCCGUAGUCCGCACGCCUUCCACCUCCCUCCGCCGACUUAAGACCGCCUUCUCUCCUACCCGUCUUUCGACUCGGUCGCCUCGCUCCACCUCUCCGAGCUCCUCCACUGGCACUACCUCCCCGUUGACCCGGACCUCGAGCCCGGAUAGCCAUCGCUCGGCCAGCAGCACGCAUUCCAUUCGCCAGCUGCUGAUGCUACGACGCAAGCCGAGCGUCCUAGACAUCGAGAUGGAAGAGGAGAGAUGUUUGUUCAGCCACGAAUUAGACUUGUUGGAGCCGCGCCCAAGAAGUGGCUCCGAACGAGUUGAGAUCGGCAUUUUCGAGGUGUUGGAUGGUCGGGUCUGA